Sander lucioperca (pikeperch) is the source of this 4311-nucleotide messenger RNA. RefSeq names its product HHIP-like 1 (gene hhipl1). Lineage: Eukaryota; Metazoa; Chordata; Actinopteri; Perciformes; Percidae. The record is from RefSeq and is a predicted model, not a curated record. Bases 1 to 2415 code for a protein of 804 amino acids. Gene Ontology annotation, cellular component: membrane. The transcript is spliced from 9 exons.
AUGCAGCGGUGUUAUGGCAAAGUCCCGGCUCGGCUCUGGGUCUCGCCGAUUGGCAUUUUGUAUGUUUUGGCGUUGUGUGUCGCACCUGUAGCGCUACACCCGCAGUGUUUGGACUUCAAGCCGCCCUUCCGACCGCAGAGGGAGAUAGAGUUCUGCGUAAUGUACAAGGAGUUUGGCUGCUGUGAUUAUCAGAAAGACCAGGACCUGAUGACAAAGUACUACCAGAUUAUGGAUAACUUUGAUUAUUAUGGAUAUGCCAACUGUGCUGGCUUCGUCCUGGAGCUGCUCUGCCAGGAAUGCUCUCCAUAUGCAGCUCACCUCUUUGAUGCCGAGGACCCUAGCACCCCAGUCAGGACCAUCCCCGGCCUCUGUCCUGACUACUGCUCCCAGUUUUGGAAAAAGUGCAGCUCCACCAUCCCUUUCCUGUCCGACAACCCACACAUAGUCAAAGUCAAAGAAGACCAGACACGUCUCUGCCGCUACCUGGAACUAGACGACGUUGACUACUGCUACCCACACCUUCUUAGCAACCAGAAGCUCACAAGCAAUCUGGGCAAGGUUCAGUCGGACUCGGACGGCUGUCUGCAGCUGUGCCUGGAAGAAGUUGCGAAUGGGCUGCGGAACCCGCUAGCCAUGGUGCACGCCAAUGAUGGGACACAUCGGUUCUUUGUGGCAGAACAGGUGGGCUUGGUUUGGACGUAUCUUCCUGACCGGUCCAAACUGGAGAGACCCUUUCUGAACAUUACCAAGGCGGUGUUAACGUCAUCAUGGGAAGGUGAUGAGAGAGGCUUUUUGGGACUCACCUUUCACCCUAAGUACAAGUACAAUGGGAAACUGUAUGUAUAUUACUCAGUGGAGGUGGGUUUUGAUGAGAGGAUCAGGAUCAGUGAGUUCCAUGUGUCAGCCAAUGACAUGAAUGUGGUGGAUCAUGCCUCUGAGCGGGUUAUUCUGGAGAUCGAUGAACCAGCAUCCAACCACAAUGGAGGGCAACUUCUUUUUGCAGAUGAUGGCUACUUGUAUGUUUUCACAGGGGAUGGUGGAAUGGCAGGAGACCCAUUCGGGAAAUAUGGGAAUGCCCAGAACAAGUCAGCUCUGUUGGGUAAAGUUCUCCGCAUUGAUGUGAAUGACAAUGAGAGAGGCCCAUUGUACAGAAUUCCUCCAGAUAACCCCUUCAAACACGAACGGGGGGCACGACCGGAGGUAUAUGCUUACGGUGUCCGCAAUAUGUGGAGGUGUUCUGUGGACCGGGGCGACCCUUGGACCAAAGAGGGUAAAGGACGUAUCUUCUGCGGGGAUGUGGGCCAGAACAAGUUUGAAGAGAUCGACAUCAUUGAGAAAGGUCGAAACUACGGCUGGAGAGCCAAAGAGGGCUUCUCCUGCUACGAUAAGAAGCUGUGUGCCAACAGCUCGCUAGAUGAUGUCCUCCCUAUUUAUGCGUACCCUCACAAGAUGGGCAAGUCAGUGACUGGUGGCUAUGUUUACCGAGGCUGUGAAUACCCCAAUAUGAAUGGCAUGUACAUAUUUGGAGACUUCAUGAGUGGGCGUUUGAUGAGUCUGCGGGAGGACAGAAACACAGGGAACUGGAACUACAAUGAAAUCUGUAUGGGGAUGGGCCUGACCUGUGCCUUCCCUGGACUCAUCAACAACUACCACCAGUACAUCAUCUCCUUUGCAGAGGAUGAAGCUGGCGAGCUGUACUUCAUGUCGACUGGAAUACCGAGCGCUACGUCACCUUCAGGAGUCAUUUAUAAAGUGGUGGACCCAUCAAGACGUGCUCCACCGAGACAAUGUCACUAUGACCCUCUUCCUGUCAGAGUGAAAAGUAACCUCAUCAAGUUUGUUCCCCAGGAAACAUUAAUCGGUGUUGAGCCAGCAAACAAAAUCCAGCCUGAGCCACAACCCACAGAGUCCUACGACUGGCUCCAGGAACUCAUUGACCGUCUAGGAGGACCAGACCCGACCACUGUUUUGCCAACCACAACCACCACCAAAUCACCCAGACAUUCAAGGCGGAAAGGCAGACGCAGGAAGGGCAAAUCCAGAACGGAGAAUACGCCCAAGCUCCAGAACGGAGUGGUGAGGCUGGUUGGGGAUGAACAAGGCCGCAGCGACCGCGGACGGGUGGAGAUUUACGUUAACGGGGAGUGGGGCACCGUGUGUGACGACCUUUGGACCACCAAGAAUGCUGCAGUGGUUUGCCAGCAGCUGGGCUUCAGCUAUGCUAUUAAGGCAGCCAGGAACUCAGAGUUCGGGGAGGGGAAGGAUCUGCAGAUUCUUCUGGAUGAUGUUCAGUGUGAAGGGACCGAGUCCAGCCUGCUGGACUGCACACACGCCGGCGUGGGGACACAUAACUGUGCCCAUUAUGAAGACGCCGGGGUGAUCUGUGGCAACUCGGACUCCGUUGUAGAAGUCUAAAUGUUUGACUAUUAUGAAAUCAAAGCUAAUUAUCAUUAACUAGACCUGUCCCACCCUAAAUUUAACAGCCAAUCUACUCAUGAAGGAGCACACCAAACAUAGAGCACAUGACUUUAUGUCUUGAUCUUUCCAGCAGAUACAAUGGAUGGCAGAAAUAUGCUCUAAAAUUGUUGUAUUUUGUUGUCAGUCCAUCACAAUAAAAAAGGUAAUCUUAUAGGACAGUGGUUCCCAAAGUGGGGUCCGGGGAUCUCCAGGGGUCCUUGAGGGAGUUCCAGGGGGUCCCGAGCAAAAGGGGGAAUAAUUUAUUUUCACUAUAAUUGCAUCCAUAAGCGUGCAUUCACACUAACUGCAUCGUUCCUCAGAUGGUGCAGUGAAACGCAGAUCUGUCCAUUAAUUUUGAAUGGCGGUAGUGCGUUUAUGCUGCAGCGGUGGGUUCUGCGGGGGGGUAGCAAAAAAAAAAAAAAAACACACCGGCCUGCAGUGAAAAGUUGAAUCAGAUUCACCUCUUGGAGAAACGCAACCUAAUAUCACGCUGUAGUGGCCAGUCAUGUAACGGAAACGGCGAUCAGACUUGUCAAUCGGUUUGAUGCGGUGUGAGAAUCCGGUAAAGAAAACAGGAAACAUCACUGCCUCUAUAGCUGCCACUAGAAAGUUUUAAAACACAAUGGCUGCGUCUGAAAUUCCAUACUAGCAUGCUAUUUAGUAGGCUAAAACAGUAUGUGAGAUUUUUUAGUACGUCCGAAACCUUAGUAUGAAACCAAUAGUACGUGAAUUGCAUAAUACCUCCGGUAAAAUAUUACAGUAUGCAAAACUGGACACUAUGCCGGCCUAAAUAUCCCACAAUGCAAUGCGGUAGUAAUGACAAUGUUCAUAACAGGCAAACGGACAGAAACCAAGAAGCUCUGUCACGUCAAUAUCGCUCUAAUUUACAUUUCUACGUAUUUAAACGAUGUUGGUGUUGGUGUAGUUAUUCCCCUCUUUCAGUAAUGUAAGCAUUAACUGGCGAUGCCGCUAGAGCGGAGGUCGUCAGGGGUUACCAUGGUUACACGUCUUCAAUAGCAAGGAGGCUCUCAGGAAGUGACGUUGAACAUUACAGCUUAGUGCGUCUGAAAAGAUACACACUACUGUUUAUUUACACAAAAUUAUGUUGAACCACAGUACUACACAUAUUGAGUAUGUAGUGCAGAGGAUGAGGUUUCGGACACAACCAAGCACUGAACUGGAGUUUGUGUGCCAGCCAACUGUUUCCUGCAACAACAAAGCACAGUCGCUCCGUCUCUUUUCUUUCACUCUUUCUCCGUGAAAUGAAGCUGCCUUUAAGUGCGCUCGGGAACGUCAAGAUCUAUAAAAGAUCUGACGGAAAACAGUAAUUGGGAAAUAUAAAGCCUACUUGGUGGAUAAAUAACAACAGGACGUCACACAAAUGGACCAUUUAAGUGACACCCCCACCGCCACACAACCCCGUGGCGAAUCAUCGGAUCGCUUUUUCUGGUCUGAACGUGCCCCAAGUAACACAAUGACAGAAUGUAUGAGUAUUUUGGGCAUGGGUUUCAUACACUUUCUAUAAAAAAAAAAGCUCUAAAGCAAAAAAUCCUUCCAUGUUUUACUUGCCAGUAGUUAGUUGCACUUAGCUUUUUCUCACAGGUAAAUGUCUAUGUAAGAGUUUAUUUCACAGACUUUGAAUGUUUAAUUUGAAUUUAUGUUUUUGCACUAUUGCAUUAAGUCUUUGCCUACUCAGUGAUUUCUUUUAGUAACAAAUUUGACAUCUAGUGUCCGAAUGUAAUGUCUCAUAGUAAAUGUUCGAUGCCCACUGAGUGAAUGAAUGGGUGUAUUAUGAUCCUGUAAUUAUAAUAACAAAAUGUUGUGAAGAUUUUAAUAAAAGAUUUCUAGUCUGUA